Hevea brasiliensis (rubber tree) is the source of this 2481-nucleotide messenger RNA. RefSeq lists its product as uncharacterized. The transcript is spliced from 2 exons. Gene Ontology annotation, molecular function: zinc ion binding; nucleic acid binding. Lineage: Eukaryota; Viridiplantae; Streptophyta; Magnoliopsida; Malpighiales; Euphorbiaceae. The record is from RefSeq and is a predicted model, not a curated record. The coding region runs from base 1 to 2481 and encodes 826 amino acids.
AUGCACCACCAUAGGGGAUCUGAUGAAGAGGAUGACCAGCACUCUGCUGCACAUGAUGACCACCAUAGACCGAGAGGGAUGAGAGGUAAUAGGGGUGGAAGAGGUGGAGGCAGAAACUUGAGAAGAGGUAAUAUGGAGGAAGCAAGAGGGAGAGGGAGAGUGGAUGGUAACAUUAGUGGGAUCAAAAUGAAAAUUCCGCCAUUCCAAGGCAAAGCCAAUCCGGAUGCAUAUUUGGAGUGGGAGAGGAAGGUGGAUCUCAUUUUUUAUUGUCACAAUUAUAGUGAGGAAAAGAAGGUGAAGCUUGCAGUAGUUGAGUUUACAGAUUAUGCCAUAGUUUGGUGGGAUCAAUUGCUCACUAAAAGAAGGAGAAAUGGGAUGAGGGGUGUUGAAACUUGGGAUGAGAUGAAGCAAAUCAUGAGGGACAGAUUUGUACCUCAACAUUACUAUAGGGAGUUGCACCAAAGGUUGCAAGGGCUGGUGCAGGGAAACAAAAGUGUGGAAGAAUAUUUCAAGGAGAUGGAGAUGGCUAUGAUAAGAGCCAAUGUAGAGGUGGAUAGGGAAGCCACUAUGGCUAGGUUCCUAAAGGGGCUGAAUCUUGAUAUUGCCAACAUAGUGGAGCUACAACACUAUGUAGAGCUUGAUGACAUGUUAAAUAUGGCAAUCAAGAUAGAAAAACAACUAAAUAGGAAGAAAGCAUUCAAAAUGGGUGUAGGUAUGAAUUUGGGCAACAAUGCUCCAUGGAAACCGAAUUGGAAGAAGGGUGAAACUAGUGAUUCCAAGGCUAUUUCUAAGGAAAAGAAAGAGGAGACUAGGGGUGGAGAAAAGCCUAGUGUGACUGAGAAAGGCAAUGGACAGAAUACCUCUAGUGGGAGAACUAGGGAUAUCAAAUGUUUUAGGUGCCUAGGGAAGGGACAUUAUGCAUCUCAAUGUCCUAACAAGAGGGUGAUGGUGAUGAGGCCGAAUGGAGAGAUCGAAUCAGAAGAUGAUGAUGUUGAUGAUGAUGAUGCUAGUGAGAGUAUGCCUCCUUUGGAGGAAGCUAGUGAUGUAGAGCAUGCCGUGGGAGGAAAUAUUCUGGUGGUUAGGCGUGCACUAAGUGCACAAGCAAAGGAAGAAGAGGGAGAUGCACUGCAAAGGGAAAAUAUUUUCCACACUAGAUGCUUGGUGAAUGGUAAAACUUGUAGCAUGAUUGUAGAUAGUGGUAGUUGUGUGAAUGUUGCCAGCACACUCAUGGUUGCGAAGCUUGGCAUGCGCACCAUCAAGCAUCCUAGACUAUACAAGUUGCAAUGGCUGAAUGACUGUGGGGAAAUUAAGGUGAACAAGCAAGUGAUGUUGGCUUUUUCUAUUGGAAGGUAUAAGGAUGAGGUGUUGUGUGAUGUGGUGCCAAUGCAUGCUGGACAUAUUUUGCUAGGGAGACCAUGGCAAUAUGAUAGGAAGGUAGUGCAUGAUGGAUUUAGGAAUAGGUACUCCUUUGAUCAUGAUGGACGAAGGGUUACUUUAGCAGCAUUAUCACCCGCACAAGCUUUUGAAGAUCAAUUAAGGAUAAAACAGUCCAUGAAUGAGCAACAACAAAGAGAGGCCGAGCUAAGAGGAGCUAACACCAAUGUUUCUAACCCUGACCAAUCCAUUCCUAGUUGUGCUUUGUCCUUAUUGCAGGAGUUUGAGGAUGUCUUCCCUGAAGAAAUACCUAAUGGGCUACCACCAAUUCGAGGCAUAGAGCACCAAAUAGAUUUUGUGCCUGGAGCUGUAAUCCCAAAUAGGCCAGCCUAUAGAACCAAUCCGGAAGAGGCUAAGGAACUUCAAAGACAAGUGGAGGAGCUUCUAGCAAAAGGCCAUGUUAGGGAGAGCAUGAGCCCAUGUGCCGUACCCGUUCUUUUGGUGCCUAAGAAAGAUGGGAGCAUGCGCAUGUGUGUGGAUUGUAGAGCAAUCAACAAAAUCACUGUAAAGUAUAGACAUCCCGUACCUAGACUUGAUGAUAUGCUUGAUGAGUUGCAUGGUGCAUGCAUAUUUUCUAAAAUUGACUUAAAGAGUGGUUAUCACCAAAUUCGCAUGAAAUUAGGAGAUGAAUGGAAAACUGCCUUUAAGACUCAAUAUGGACUAUAUGAAUGGUUAGUCAUGCCAUUUGGCUUGACCAAUGCACCUAGUACAUUUAUGAGGCUUAUGAACCAUGUGUUGCGUGCUUUCCUAGGAAAAUUUGUUGUAGUGUAUUUUGAUGAUAUCCUAGUAUAUAGCCAAAAUAUCCAUGAUCAUUUGCUGCACUUGAGACAAGUCUUUGAGGUGUUGAGAAAAGAGCACUUGUAUGCCAAUCUUAAGAAAUGCACUUUUUGUAUGGACAAAGUUAUUUUCUUAGGAUUUGUGGUUAGUGUCAAGGUAAUUUAUGUUGAUGAGGAAAAGGUAAUAGACAUUAGAGAGUGGCCUACACCUAAGUCGGUGAUUGAUUUGAGGAGCUUCCAUGGGUUGUUUAGUUUUAUAGGAGAUUUGUAA